AUGACAAUUUUUUACCUGUCUGCUCCAUAUUUUAUAUUAUAUUCUCAUUACUACCCCUCUCUCUCUCUGCUUCUCCCAUUUUAUACCUGAACUUCAUACACCACCCACCCAUUUCUAGGCCACCCACUCUGUUCCAUAUCACCUUCAAUUUCUGUCUCAACUGAAGCAAAACGUUUGAUAUAUCGCCCAGAAAUGGCUGUUUCUUUUGAAAGCGGGGUCUGGGAUUGUGUUAUAGAGAUAACCAAGGUGGCCCAACAGAAGGGCAGUGAUCCUCUGCUCUGGGCUCUGCAGAUAUCAUCAAAUUUAAGCUCUUAUGGAGUCAUUUUACCCUCUCCGGAGUUCGCAGAUGUGUUGGUGUCUUACAUUUGUUGGGAUAACAAUGUGUCCAUUCUCUGGAAGUUUCUGGAGAAGGCUUUGGUGUUUAAGAUUGUUCCGCCUUUAAUGGUUCUUGCUCUGCUUUCUGAAAGGGUUAUUCCGUGUCGACGUUCCCAACCAGUCGCAUAUAGGCUUUUUAUGGAACUGCUUAAGAGAUAUGCAUUUUCACUGAAGGCUCAAAUUAAUACUCCAAAUUACGCAAAGGUCAUGAAAUCGAUAGAUGCUACUCUCCAUUUAUCCCAGAAUUUUGGUCUCCAAUCUAGUAAUCCUGGGAUCCUCAUGGUUGAGUUUAUCUAUUCAAUUGUUUGGCAGUUGCUAGAUGCAUCAUUAGAUGAUGAAGGAUUGCUGGAACUUACCCCGGAGAAGAAUUCUGGAUGGGCAACAAAACUUCAAGAAAUGGAAAUUGAUGUCCAUGAAAAUUAUGAUGAGAAGAGGGCUGAGCAUCUUGAGAAAUUGCAAAAUCUAAAUACAGAAAUGGCUAUCGAGAUAAUUGGUCUAUUUCUGAAAAAUAAGCUGACUUCAAGGAUCCUUUACUUGGCACAACAGAACUUGCCCACGCAUUGGGUAAGGUUUGUCCAGCGAUUACAGCUUCUUGGAGCAAAUUCAUCAGCAUUAAGAAAUUUGAAAACUUUAACAGCUGAGGAUCUUCUGCAGUUAACUUCAGGAUUAGUAUUGACUCAAGAAUCAAAAAAAGGGUCACUGCAAAAGCUUCAUGCAGUUAUGGCUUUAGGAUCUUUAGUGUCUUCUGCGGGUGUUUGUCAUGGAGCUACUCGUUCUGCUCUUUGGCUUCCUCUUGAUCUAGCGUUAGAAGAUGCCAUGGAUGGGUAUCAGGUUAAUGCAACAAGUGCCAUUGAAAUCAUAACUGGUUUAACUAAAACCCUUCAAGCAAUAAACAGCACCGCAUGGCAUGAAACCUUCUUAGGUCUUUGGAUUGCAGCUCUCCGUCUUGUUCAAAGGGAAAGGGAUCCCAUUGAAGGCCCUAUCCCUCACCUGGACACUCGCUUAUCAAUAUUACUAUCCAUCAUACCCCUUGUGGUUGCUGAUAUUAUUGAGGAAGAAGAAAAUGUGCCCAUUGAUGAAUCAGAAUGGAGUUCCACAAACCAAUGGAAGGAAAAAAGGGUUCCUGGAAAGCGCCGCAAUGAUUUGGUCUCCAGCUUACAGUUACUGGGUGAUUACCAAGGCUUGCUGAGUCCACCCCAAUCUGUUGUUUCAGCAGCCAAUCAAGCUGCUGCAAAAGCCAUGUUGUUCGUUUCUGGAAUCAAUGUUGGGAGUGCAUACUUUGAGUGUAUCAACAUGAAUGACAUGCCAAUCAAUUGUUCUGGAAACAUGCGCCAUUUGAUCGUUGAAGCUUGUAUUGCCAGAAACCUAUUGGACACAUCAUCAUAUUUCUGGCCAGGGUAUGUGAAUGGAUCCAUCAGCCAAAUACCUCAUAGUGUGGCAUCUCAGGUGCCUGGUUGGUCGUCAUUCAUGAAGGGGGCCCUACUUGCCCCAGCAAUGAUCAGUGCCCUGGUUUCGAGUCCUGCUUCAAGUUUAGCAGAGCUCGAGAAAGUUUAUGAGCUUGCUGCCAAAGGGUCAGAUGACGAGAAGAUAUCUGCUGCUACAAUUCUUUGUGGGGCGUCCCUUCUUCGGGGUUGGAAUAUACAGGAACAUACCGUUCAGUUUAUUACUAGAUUAUUGUCUCCUCCAGUUCCUGAUGAUUAUUCUGGGGUCGACAGCCAUUUGAUAAGCUAUGCUCCAAUCCUCAAUGUACUUGUCGUUGGACUAGCAUCUGUUGAUUGUGUUCAGAUCUUCUCACUACAUGGCUUGGUCCCACAACUUGCAUGUUCAUUGAUGCCAAUUUGUGAGGUUUUUGGGACAUGUGUGCCAGAUGUCUCAUGGACUUUGCCCUCAGGGGAAGAAAUAUCUGCCCACGCUGUGUUUUCAAAUGCAUUUGCACUUCUUUUGAAGCUAUGGAGAUUUAAUCAUCCUCCUCUUGAACAUGGAGUUGGAGAUGUACCUACAGUUGGAUCCCAGCUAACUCCUGAAUACCUCUUAUCAGUACGAAACUCCUACUUAGUCUCUUCCGGAAACGUCCACAAGGAUCGAAACAAAAGGAGACUCUCUGCGGUUGCAACUUCAUCAUCUCCGCAACCAAUAUUUGUGGACUCAUUUCCAAAAUUGAAAGUCUGGUAUCGGCAGCAUCAAAAAUGUAUAGCAUCCACCCUCUCCGGUCUUGUUCAUGGAAGCCCUGUUCAUCAGACUGUCAAUGUGCUUCUUAACAUGAUGUUCAGAAAGAUUAAUAGAGGAAGCCAGUCUUUAACUACUAUUACUUCUGGAAGUAGUUGCUCCUCUGGAUCUGGAAAUGAGGAUUCUUCUCUGAGGCCUAAAUUGCCUGCCUGGGACAUAUUGGAGGCUGUUCCUUUUGUGGUUGAUGCAGCAUUGACAGCCUGUGCCCAUGGAAGGCUAUCGCCACGUGAAUUGGCUACAGGGCUUAAAGAUUUAGCUGACUUUCUUCCUGCAUCUUUGGCAACCAUUGUGAGCUACUUCUCAGCUGAAGUAAGUCGAGGUGUUUGGAAGCCAGUAUAUAUGAAUGGUACAGAUUGGCCAAGUCCUGCUGCAAACUUGUCCAAUGUUGAGGAAAAGAUCAAGAAAAUCUUGGCUGCUACUGGUGUUGAUAUCCCAAGCCUUGCAGCAGGAGGGAGCUCCCCAGCUACACUUCCCUUGCCUCUGGCUGCUUUUGUGAGUCUCACCAUAACCUAUAAAAUUGACAAAGCCUCGGAACGAUUUCUCAAUCUGGCUGGUCCAGCAUUGGAGUCACUCGCAGCUGGUUGCCCUUGGCCGUGCAUGCCAAUAGUGGCUUCUCUGUGGACCCAAAAGGCUAAACGCUGGUUUGACUUCCUUGUGUUCUCUGCAUCUCGUACUGUUUUCCUCCACAACAGUGAUGCAGUGUUUCAGCUUCUUAAAAGCUGCUUCGCUGCCACCCUUGGUCUUGGCACCACAGCUAUCUCAAGCAAUGGUGGUGUUGGAGCACUUCUUGGCCAUGGAUUUGGUUCUCAUUUUCGCGGUGGGAUUUCUCCUGUUGCUCCUGGAAUUCUUUAUCUACGUGUUUACCGAUCCAUUAGAGAAAUUGUGUUCAUUACAGAAGAAAUUAUCUCUCUCAUAAUGCAUUCAGUGAGAGAAAUAGCUUGCAAUGGACUUCCAAGAGAAAAAAUAGAGAAAUUGAAGAGACCAAAAAAUGGAUUGAGAUGUGGACAGGUUUCUCUGACGGCUGCGAUGACUCGGGUGAAACUUGCUGCUUCACUUGGAGCUUCUUUAGUAUGGUUAUCUGGUGGAGUAGGUUUAGUUCAGUCAUUGUUCAAAGAAACUUUGCCUUCUUGGUUUAUUGCUGUUCACAGGUCUGACCAGGAAGAAGGACCUCAAGGGAUGGUUGCCAUGCUUCGGGGAUAUGCGCUUGCUUAUUUUGCUGUACUUUGUGGAGCUUUUGCUUGGGGAGUUGACUUGUCAUCAUCUGCAUCAAAGCGGCGUCCUAAAGUCCUUGGUUCACACAUGGAGUUUCUAGCAAGUGCACUUGAUGGAAAGAUAUCACUUGGUUGUGAUUGGGCAACUUGGCGAUCGUAUGUGUCAGGUUUUGUGAGCCUAAUGGUAGGUUGCACACCUUCUUGGGUGCUGGAGGUGGAUGCAGAUGUUCUAGAGAGACUGAGUAAAGGAUUGAGGCAGUGGGACGAGGAGACGCUUGCCCUGGCUUUGCUGGGAGUUGGAGGAGUUGAGACGAUGGGUGCAGCUGCUGAACAGAUAAUCGAGGAACAGUGAUUUCCAAGUCUUUUUCCAAUUCCAUUUUUAACUCCUCUAGGUUAGUAGUUUUACUCUUUAACAUAUAGUUGUACAUUAGCUUACUUCUUGGAAUAUUGUGCAGUAACAAACUUUGUAAUCCUAGUUUGUAUACAAAUGGAAGAUUUUCGCAUCUUAAUAAAGGGUUAGCUUGUGGAAAAA
Molecule: messenger RNA, 4344 nt
Organism: Manihot esculenta (cassava)
Lineage: Eukaryota; Viridiplantae; Streptophyta; Magnoliopsida; Malpighiales; Euphorbiaceae
Product: mediator of RNA polymerase II transcription subunit 33A
Exons: 12
Coding region: 193-4164 (1323 amino acids)
Biological process (GO): regulation of phenylpropanoid metabolic process
Cellular component (GO): mediator complex
Source: RefSeq, a predicted model, not a curated record